AUGGAGGCAUUCCGUAGCGACUUCGCGACAUUCAUCUGGACCUAUACCUUUAGUGCCUCUUCGAAAACAAGAGAGGAUUCCUACGCGUCGCAUUUGAAGAGGCAUGAGAGCAAGCGAACACAAGCAUCGUGGUCUGCUACGCGCACCAUUACCACGGAUACAGCAGACGCCAAAGCGCUUCCUGUCACUGCCACAUGUCUUGGCUGA
Parastagonospora nodorum SN15 is the source of this 207-nucleotide messenger RNA. RefSeq lists its product as hypothetical. The transcript is spliced from 2 exons. Bases 1 to 207 code for a protein of 68 amino acids. NCBI's taxonomy places the organism in Eukaryota, Fungi, Ascomycota, Dothideomycetes, Pleosporales, Phaeosphaeriaceae. The record is from RefSeq and is a predicted model, not a curated record.